Messenger RNA from Sorex fumeus (smoky shrew), 1398 nucleotides. RefSeq names its product serine/threonine-protein kinase 25-like. Gene Ontology annotation, biological process: protein phosphorylation. The record is from RefSeq and is a predicted model, not a curated record. Gene Ontology annotation, molecular function: protein kinase activity; ATP binding. NCBI's taxonomy places the organism in Eukaryota, Metazoa, Chordata, Mammalia, Eulipotyphla, Soricidae. The transcript has a single exon.
AGCCCUGCGGAGUGGACUGACGCGUUGUGGCGGGUCCGCGUCGCUGGUAUCGUGGACGUCCCAAGCAGUGCAGACAUGGCUCACCUUAGGGGCUUCGCCAACCAGCACUCCCGCGUGGACCCUGAGGAGCUCUUCACCAAGCUCAAAUGCAUCGACAAGGGCUCAUUUGGGGAGGUGUACAAAGGCAUUGACAGCUGCACCAAGGAGGUGGUGGCCAUCAAGAUCAUCGACCUGGAGGAAGCCGAGGACGAGAUCGAGGACAUCCAGCAGGAGAUCAUCGUCCUGAGCCAGUGCGACAGCCCCUACGUCACCCGCCACUUUGGCUCCUACCUGAAGAGCACCAAGCUGUGGAUCGUCACGGAAUACCUGGGUGGUGGCUCUGUGCUAGACCUGCUGAAGCCAGGGCCCCUGGAGGAGACCUACAUCGCCACUAUCCUGCGGGACAUCCUCAAGGGCCUGGACUACCUGCACUCGGAGCGCAAGAUCCACCACGACAUCAAAGCUGCCAACGUGCUGCUCUUGGAGCAGGGGGCCGUGAAGCUGGCCGACUUCGGGGUGGCCGGGCAGCUCACGAACACGCAGAUCAGGAGGAACACGUUUGUGGGCACUCCCUUCUGGAUGGUCCCCGAGGUCAUCAAGCAGUCUGCCUACGACUUCAAGGCCAACAUCUGGUCGCUGGGGAUCACCAAGGGCGAGCUGCCCAACUUGGACCUGCACCCCAUGUGCGUUCUGUUCCUUAUCCCCAAGAACAGUCCGCCCACCCUGGAGGGCCACCACAGCAAGCCCUUCAAGGAGUUCGUGGAGGCCUGCCUCAACAAGGAUGCCCAAUUCCAGCCCACGACCCGGGAGCUCCUGGAGCACAAUUUCAUCACGCACUACACCAAGAAGACGUCCUUCCUCACCUAGCUCAUCGACCGCUCCAAGAGCUCGUAGUCGGAGGCCCACGCUGAGGAGUCCAGCUCCGAGGACUCGGACAUUGACGGAGAUGCUGAGGACGGGGAUCAGGGUCCCAUCUGGACCUUCCUGCCCACCAUCCGGCCAGGUCCGCACAGCAAGCUGCACAAGGGGAUGGCCCUGCUCUGCCCCCAGAAGCCCACAGAGCCCGUCAAGCGGCAGCGGCGGUCCUAGUGCCUGUCCACCCUGGUCCGGCCCGUCUUCGGGGAGCUCAAAGAGAAGCACAGGCAGAGUGGCCGGGGAGUGGGAGCCCUGGAGGAGCUGGAGAACGCCUUCAGCCUGGCCGAGGAGUCCUGCCCCGGCAUCUCCGACAAGCUCAUGGCACACCUGGUGGAGCCGGUGCAGAGGUUCUCUCACAACAGAAACCACCUGACAUCCAGCCGCUGAGACCAGCCCAGGAGCAGGCGGUGCAGACGGCCCGUGGCCGCGCUGUGGGUGGCAGCC